This is a messenger RNA of Centropristis striata (black sea bass), 915 nucleotides long. Its product is annotated as endonuclease domain-containing 1 protein. Gene Ontology annotation, molecular function: nucleic acid binding; metal ion binding; hydrolase activity. The record is from RefSeq and is a predicted model, not a curated record. The coding region runs from base 1 to 915 and encodes 304 amino acids. NCBI's taxonomy places the organism in Eukaryota, Metazoa, Chordata, Actinopteri, Perciformes, Serranidae. The transcript is spliced from 2 exons.
AUGCAUCUGUUUUUCACCUGUGUCCUAUCCUUCUCCCUGCUGAUGGCCUCCUCCCUGGUAAGUGCAAGUGUGUCGAACAGCUUCAAAGACUGCCGACAUUUUUUCUACAUGCAGACACCACCUACAGGGAUGAAGGGAACAAACCUGAGGAGGGUCUGCCAGAAGUAUGCAGACAAACUGCGCUACGCCACGCUGUAUGACAGCAGUCACCGCCUCCCACUCUAUUCAGCCUACGUCUUUAAGAAGUCUGAUGGGAAGAGGAGGAUGGACACACCAUGGAUGUAUGAACCACAGUUGCUUUCUGAUGAUGAAAGUGGCAACAUGAGGGCACUUCCCCUGACUGAAGACACUCCCCCUCUGAUUGAGGACAGCCAGGCCGUGCUGGAGGACUACACAGAUGCUGUAGAAUACAGACGUGGUCCGCUAAAUCCUGAUUUGCACCAAUCAGAUCCAGCUGACAAAUCCUCCACAUAUACUCUGACAAAUGUAGUCCCAUUAUUCACAAACUUCCUGGACACUUCCUGGAACCCGUACUUGGACAACAUCCGUCGCCGCCUCAACAACUUCUGCCAUGGGAUGUCUUUCAUGGUGACGGGGGUGACCAUUUCUGGGGCGACUAUUCAGCGAGAUAACAGAGACCGUCUGGCAAUCCCAAAACACUUAUGGCUGGCUUACUGCUGCCCACAGUUUGACCGUAACUCUCCGUAUGAGGUGAGGUUCAUGUUCCCUAGUUAUGGGGGCUAUGCACUGAAUGAACAGACUGACCACAGUGUGGUGGAAGUCCCUGUGAAGACUCUGGAGAGCUUCCUGAAGAGCCAGUCAGACAUAGACAGUGACCUGGCUAUCUUCUACAAGGGCUGUGUGUCUGAAAACACCUUCAGGAAGAAGAGAGACUUGACCAGUGUUUCAGUUUGA